Habropoda laboriosa is the source of this 755-nucleotide messenger RNA. RefSeq names its product eukaryotic translation initiation factor 4E type 2-like. Gene Ontology annotation, cellular component: eukaryotic translation initiation factor 4F complex; cytoplasm. Lineage: Eukaryota; Metazoa; Arthropoda; Insecta; Hymenoptera; Apidae. The record is from RefSeq and is a predicted model, not a curated record. Bases 96 to 755 code for a protein of 219 amino acids. Gene Ontology annotation, molecular function: RNA 7-methylguanosine cap binding; translation initiation factor activity. The transcript has 5 exons. Gene Ontology annotation, biological process: translational initiation.
AGAAAGCGACAAGCUUUGUAUUUUUAUUUAUAUUUGUUAAAUAUAUCGUUUAUAAUAUUUAAUCAAUAUCCUAGAUUUAUAUUACAGCUUGAAACAUGUCCAAUAAAUUCGAGGCUAGUACUUGCAGGUUAAAAGCUAAUGAGGACAGUGGGGAUGAUGAAGCACAGUUAAAAGAUAAUCAAAAAACUGAGAAAGAUUCUCUACCUCCUGUAGAAGUUAAUCCAAAUGAGCACAAAUUACAAUAUGCGUAUGCAUUAUGGUAUAGUCGACGUAGUCCUGGUAAACAAUCAAGUAUACAAAGUUACGACCAAAAUUUAAAAUUGGUUGGUAGGUUUGCAAGUGUGGAGCAGUUUUGGAGUCUUUAUAGUCAUUUAGUCCGGCCAUCAGAACUGGCAACAUCCACAGAUUUUCAUCUUUUCAAAGUUGGCAUAAAACCAAUGUGGGAAGAUGAGGCAAAUCAGAAGGGUGGUAAAUGGAUAGUACGAUUAAGAAAAGGUUUAGUUUCUAGAUGUUGGGAAAAUCUUAUAUUAGCUAUAUUAGGGGAGCAAUUUAUGGUUGGGGAAGAGAUAUGUGGAGCUGUUGUAUCUAUAAGGUUUCAAGAGGAUAUAAUAUGUGUAUGGAAUAAAACUGCAUCUGAUUAUGCAACAACAGCACGUAUUAGAGAUACCUUAAGGAGAGUAUUACAUCUUCCAGCAAGUGCCUCAAUGGAAUACAAAACACACAAUGAAAGUUUGAAGAAUGUACAUCGGCUCUAA